This is a messenger RNA of Humulus lupulus (European hop), 1146 nucleotides long. RefSeq lists its product as uncharacterized. Bases 1 to 1146 code for a protein of 381 amino acids. Lineage: Eukaryota; Viridiplantae; Streptophyta; Magnoliopsida; Rosales; Cannabaceae. The record is from RefSeq and is a predicted model, not a curated record. The transcript has 5 exons.
AUGGCUUCGAGUGGCUUUUAUGGUGACCCAGCAGUAUCCAAUAGACAUGUGACAUGGGAGUUGUUACAACAUUUGCGAAUAAUAGCACAUGGGGCAUGGUUAGUGAUGGGGGAUUUCAAUGAAAUUCUAAGUCAAGCUGAUAAAAAUGGAGGAAGGCUACGAAACGAACAAAAAAUUGAAGUGUUUCGAAACACACUAGAGAAUUCACAAAAAAAUAAGGAAGACCAUAGUGAGUUACAACAAACAGAAAGAAAAUUGGAUGAUUUAUUGCGCAAAGAGGAAGUCUUUUGGCAUCAACGAUCCAGAAUACAAUGGCUAAAAGCAGGAGACCAAAAUACAAAAUUCUUUCAUCAAAAGGCAAGAGAGCGACAAAAGAACAAUUCAAUUAAAGGCAUUUUCAAUGAUGGAAACGAAUGGUGCACAAGUGAUAGUGAGAUCAGUGAGAUCACAAUGAAGUUCUACAAUUCUCUCUUCGCUUCUUCAUCUCCCUCAGAAGAAAAAAUUGAAGAACUAUUACAAGGAGUUCAUACUUCUGUUUCAGAUGAGAUGAACAUGAGUUUAGAAGCCCCUUUUCCCCUGGAGGAAAUAAAAGAUGCAGUCUUCUCUAUGUCUGUAGAUAAAAGCCCAGGUCCAGAUGGAAGACUCAUUACAGAUAAUGCACUUAUUGCCUAUGAGUGCCUUCACAUUGUGAAAUCUAAGAAGUCAGGGAGAAAAUCAUUCGCAACAAUGAAAUUAGAUAUGAGUAAGGCGUACGACAGAGUUGAAUGGAUUUUUGUGGAAAAAAUGUUAAUUAAGAUGGGAUUUCGACCUUACUGGGUUAACAAAUUAAUGAAAUGUGUAACUUCAGUCCAAUAUUCGUUUCAAAUUAAUGGAGCAAGCUAUGGAGAAGUAAUUCCAUCAAGAGGGUUGAGACAGGGGGACCCUCUAUCACCUUACCUUUUCCUAUUUUGUGCAGAAGGUUUUUCAGCUUUAAUUCAACAAGCGAAGAGUAGAAAGGAAAUAAAGGAACUAAGAAUAGCUAAUAUAGCUCCUUUUAUUACCCAUUUAUUCUUUGCGGAUGACAGCCUCAUUAUCGUCCAGGCAUCUGAGAGAUCUCUACAAGCUAUACAAAACAUAUUUUCUCUAUACUCGACAUGUUCUGGAUAG